CUUGGUAUCCAUUCACUGCUGCCUUCUACAACAAAAUCAGAGCAAUGUACACUACAGCCGAGAUGAACCAACUUGCCAUUGCACAACAACGCAGCACGGGGUUCGCUGGCCGAAAGCCUACAAUGCCCCAAGUCUUCACUUUCGAGCCAAUCAGGCAAAAUAAGAGACUUGGUAGACGCAAGAAACGGUUUAUUAAAGUUCUUUAUCCAGCUCGCCAGGUUAGGAGAACUGUUCCUAGCGAGAAAGACCUGGCCAAGAGGUUGCUUCUGCUAUUGUUGUCUGUGGUCUUCGUUCAAAUCUACACUGCCACUGAACACGACUUAGACGUCGCUGCUCCGGAGUUAACAGGUGUCCUGGAAGUUCCCACCACGUCUGCUGGUGAACCUCCGGCUUCACCUCAGCUGACCGCCUCGGCUGUCUCGGUCAUCUUGUCCCCAGAAGCUGAAUCUAACUGCAGCCGGCCUCUUCUCGGCGAAAUCGCUGUCCCAAGGAUUUUCUUGGCUUGCAAGAUGUGAAUGAGAACGGAUGCAGCAUAAGUGCCCUGUACUCGAGGCAGGGUUAUUGACUACAGCAAAUGGAUGCAAAUAUCCAUUCUGGGACACAUUAAUGUUCGUAACUGGGGCGGGACUCCACAGAUCUCUGGUUCUGGGCCGUAUCAGUGCCCCAAGACUCAUAACUUAUUCUGUGCUGGAUACCUCAAUAAUUUUGCUGUUUAUUUGUAAGAUAGGCGUAUUUAUGUUUUAAAUUAAUAUUUAAAGGUAAUUUAAUAAUAAUUAAAUUAAUACUGAACAUGGAGGACUUGUUUUAGAAGUAUCUCCCUUUUAUCUUAUUACAUUUAGUGCUGUUUUUUUUUAAAACAUCUCACCUUAAUGGUGGGAUAAAAAGACUCACUUUACAAUGAAGUCUAGAUUUGUUAAUGGUUCAGCCAUCGGGUGAACUGGCCGUUCCAUUUUGAUGUUGGUAUGUUCUGUGAACAAUAUUGAAAUAAAACAAAUAUGCAAGAACUAUUUCAGUUACCAA
Molecule: messenger RNA, 1020 nt
Organism: Mobula hypostoma (lesser devil ray)
Lineage: Eukaryota; Metazoa; Chordata; Chondrichthyes; Myliobatiformes; Myliobatidae
Product: radiation-inducible immediate-early gene IEX-1-like
Exons: 2
Coding region: 45-515 (156 amino acids)
Biological process (GO): negative regulation of apoptotic process
Source: RefSeq, a predicted model, not a curated record